AUCACAAUUCACAAAAAUAAACUUAUGGUGCUAAUUAACAAAAACACCUAUGGUACUACUCACUAUAAAAUUUUAGAAUCUUUGGCCUUUAAGCAACCUUUGCUCCAAGCAAUUCUAGAAUUACUCUUCCUUCUUUUUUCAUAUUCAUUCCAUUAGAUAACUAAAAAUUUCACUCCCUCUUCUUCUUUUUUCCUUUAAGAAUAAUCUCUCUAAGCCCAAAAAAACCAAAAGGGUCAUUGUAAAUGGCAAUUACACAUGCAGACCUUGAACCAAAAAGAAGUAAAACUGAUUUGAGUAGCAAAACAGGAGCUUUUCUUAUGGUUGUCACAAUUUUAUUAGGCUGGUUCUGUUUCAUCUUAUGUCUCAUAGCCGAAGCCACGCGUUCCGAGGUGACAUGGAUAAAUAGAGAUGGAAAAGAAAAGGGAAGAAAAUCUGAAUGUGUUUAUAAUGGAAAUGGGAAAGUACCUUUGUUAUGUGCUGCUUCUGCUUUUGUUGGAUUAGCAAUAGCUUUGGUUAUGGAGCAUACAUACAUGUUGAUAGCAGUGAGUAAAUCAUCACCUUCUUUAAUUAAUUGGGAUCCUGAUUCUCCUUCUGCUAAGUCCUUAACAUGGUUGGCUGGUUUUUUCUUCAUUUCAACUUGGAUUUGUUUUGCAGUUGCGGAAGUUUUAUUAUUGGCAGGACUUAGUGUAGAAUCAGGCCAUUUAAAAAAUUGGUCUAAGCCAAGAACGGGUUGCUAUUCAAUUAAAGAAGGUUUGUUCUCGGCUGCCGGAGUGUUUUCUUUAACAACAGUCUUCUUAGCGGCUGGUUUAUACCUAACGGCACUUUGUGCACAAAGAAUGUCAGAGAAGUUAGCAAUUGUUCGAAGAGAAGUUCUAGAAGCUUCUACCUACUAUACUUCUCCGCCAAGAUCACCUCAAAGACAUAUCGCAACCGUUGCAAGAGAGAACCCUACAACAAUAGAGAAUCAAAAUGAUGAAUUAUUAUUAUCCGUUUUUCCAACUCCUUUUAAUAAAAGCUAUACUUUUGUAUAAAUUUAUAGAGUAUAGUUUAAAUAUUUGAUCCUUUGGUUUGGCCAAAUGGCCCAAAUUUUUAAGGGAUACCGGAGUGUGUGACAAAAUUACAUUUAUAGUUUUACACUAACUAUAGAGUAAAAAAAAAUCAUUUAAUUGUGUAUAUAAUGUAAUAAUUUGUGAUUAUUAUUUCAUUGAUAUGAUCACUUUAAGAUUUUCUUUUAUUUGUGGCCACGAGCUAAUUGUUAAUAGUUCUGAAUUUUAGAAAA
Molecule: messenger RNA, 1279 nt
Organism: Trifolium pratense (red clover)
Lineage: Eukaryota; Viridiplantae; Streptophyta; Magnoliopsida; Fabales; Fabaceae
Exons: 3
Coding region: 243-1031 (262 amino acids)
Source: RefSeq, a predicted model, not a curated record